AUGCGCAAGACUCUGCUGCUCUGCUUCAUCCACGGCUUCAAGGGGGGUGACGACACCUUUGGCGAAAAGUCCGAGUUCUCGCAGCACCUCGCGGCCAUCCUCAGCGUCGAGCUGCCCCGCGUCGACGUCCGCGCCAUCACCUACCCGAAAUAUGAGACCCGCGGCGACCUGCACGAGUGCGUCGCGCGCUUCCGCGACUGGCUGCUCGAAAAGGUGAUUGACAUCGAGGUCGCCCAGGGCACGCCCUCGCCCACGGUCGAUCCGGGCGUCCACGUCAUCCUCGUCGGGCACUCGAUGGGGGGCAUCGUCGCGGCCGAGACGGCGCUCGCGAUCUCGUCCGAGACGCCGAUCAAGGAGCCCACCGGCGGCGGGGGUGCUAGCGAUGAUGAUGGCGAUGAGGCUUCAAAGGCAAACCUGAACAGCCUGAUGUUCCCAUACAUCCAGGGCGUCCUGGCAUUCGACACACCAUACCUGGGAAUCUCGCCCGGCGUGGUCGCCCACGGCGCCGAGGGCCACUACAACAACGCGGCAGCAGCAUGGUCGCAGCUCAGCGGCCUGGGGGGUGCGCUAUGGGGCGCGGGCACCGCAAAGACGGCCGCCGACUCGAUGCCGACCAAGCCCUCGGCGGGCGCGCUGCCAGCGCCGCCCAAAGACAACAGCAACAGCAAUAACAACAAAGGUGGCUGGGGCGCCGGCUGGGGCAAGAUGGCCAUGUACGCGGGUGCGGCUGGAGCCCUCGCGGCCGGCGGCGCGGCGGCGUACGUGAACCGCGACACCAUCACGGACGGCUGGUCGUGGGUCGGGUCGCACCUCGAGUUUGUCGGGUGCCUCGCGCGCGGGGAGGAGCUCAAGCGGCGGGUCGCCGGGAUGUCGCGGCUCGGGGACGAGCUGGGCAUCGGGUUCGCCAACCUGUACACGCGGCUGGGCAAGGCCGCGAGCGCGAAGCAGGUCAGCAUGGUGGGCACGGUGAUGGGGGGCGACCGCACGUUCUGCAACCUGCCGAAGAAGACGAAAGGCGCGGGGGUCUGGAUGGAGGCUGUGAAUGACCUGGCCAAGGACGAGACCGGGGCGCACAUGGCCAUGUUCGAACCCCACGCCAACCCGGGGUACAUUAAGCUCUCUGAUGACGCCAGGAACCUGAUUGCCAAGUGGACGCGCACGGAAUGGUAUGAGACGAGCAUGCUCGAGCUGGAAGCCGCUGACGACGGGCCGGGAGCCGGCCAAGCGCAAGCAGUAGCUUAG
This is a messenger RNA of Microdochium trichocladiopsis, 1242 nucleotides long. RefSeq lists its product as uncharacterized. The transcript is spliced from 2 exons. Lineage: Eukaryota; Fungi; Ascomycota; Sordariomycetes; Xylariales; Microdochiaceae. Bases 1 to 1242 code for a protein of 413 amino acids. The record is from RefSeq and is a predicted model, not a curated record.